Molecule: messenger RNA, 297 nt
Organism: Colletotrichum gloeosporioides
Lineage: Eukaryota; Fungi; Ascomycota; Sordariomycetes; Glomerellales; Glomerellaceae
Exons: 2
Coding region: 1-297 (98 amino acids)
Source: RefSeq, a predicted model, not a curated record
AUGCAGACCGCGUCGUAUUUCGGAAAGGAAACGAGACAGGGAUUGUAUGGUUACGCUGUCCGCCCAGUCGAACGACAGAAAGUACCGAGACGCAAAUCUCUUCCAUCGUAUGCUGCUUCAAGUCCGUAUAUUGUGGCACCGGACCUGACUUCGGCGGGUGGGUGUAAGCAACAGCUGGAAAACGCUGGCACGAAGAUAAUGUCAUGUGGUUGGAAAAGAACUCACUCGAUGUGGACUUUAGUUAGCACCGGAUGUCUGAAUACUUGCGACUUCAACGACGACUGCAUUCCAGGAUGA